This is a messenger RNA of Paramacrobiotus metropolitanus, 2752 nucleotides long. Its product is annotated as atrial natriuretic peptide receptor 1-like. Lineage: Eukaryota; Metazoa; Tardigrada; Eutardigrada; Parachela; Macrobiotidae. Gene Ontology annotation, biological process: protein phosphorylation; cGMP biosynthetic process; receptor guanylyl cyclase signaling pathway. The transcript is spliced from 17 exons. Gene Ontology annotation, molecular function: peptide receptor activity; guanylate cyclase activity; protein kinase activity. The coding region runs from base 104 to 2401 and encodes 765 amino acids. The record is from RefSeq and is a predicted model, not a curated record.
GCCGUGGUACGGACAAUCAUGGUAAUGAGAUUAUGAGCGUCAACGUCAUAAAAACGUGGUUUCAUGUGUUGUGGUGUUGCAGUUGGCAGCUGCUCAAUUAGGCAUGAUUUCGGGAGAUUACGUUUUUUUAACAAUCGCCGAAUUCUGGACCGAUUUUGCAAGUUGGAGGCUGAAUAAUUCGGACGACGAGAUUUUAACGGAAGCAUACCGCGUCCUUUUUGUUGUAUCGAUUCGCAAUCCGUUGACGAAAGUGCAACUGGAUUCCUUUAAUCAAUACCUGACCAGAAUCGAGGAGCACACGUUUAUCCAAGGAAUGCUGCGCAACGGCAGUAUGCAGCCUAACAAUCUCCGUGAUAACACUAAACCGUAUAAUUUUGUCGAUUACGAAACGGUCACGGCGCUGGGAAAGGUCAUCGAUGAAGCGUUGGAAGUUGGUAUUCCUCCAUCGAAUGGAGUAUCCUUGGCAAGGAUGUUCUAUGGACGCCAUUUUAGAGGAAAUUAUUCGGAGUUUUAUGUUGAUGACAACGCGUUGCGAGUAACGCAUAUGGAAGUGAAGGAUUUCAAUCGAAAUACUAGCGCAUUUAAGAUGGCCAUGUUUGGCGACGUCCAGCCUAACGGCUACGUGCUAGUCCGUACAAAAGACUCCGCAAUCGACUGGGGUCCAAACUACAGUAAAGCUCCACCGGAUGAGCCUCAUUGCGGUUUCCGUGGCAACAAGCCACCGUGUGAUCACGUUGGAUUCCCAGUGGCUGCUGUCGCUGGAGCAGUCGGUGCCGGCACUUUGAUUGUUGUUGCUGCUGUGGCGGUAUUUGCAGUCAUCACGAUCAGGCGAAAGACGGUCAUCGGUAAAUGGUGGGAGCUUGAUCCAACAUUGUUUCUGCGUGAGGAAACCAGAACCCGUGAAGUGUUAGCACCAUCAACGACGUCCACUUGUUAUGAACAUUGCUGCACGUAUGCCGGCUCCAAAGUACAGGUCUACAUUGUUCCCGCGUCCAUCCACUCUGUCAUGAGGAAAUCGGAUUUUUUGCUACUUCAUCAGAUAAGAGAUCUGAACAAUCAUAACAACAUCAACGCGCUGACCGGUUUCCUGAUAAUCGGGCAUAAGUUGCUGUUCCUCAGUCCGUACUGCGAUCGCGGGACGCUGCGGGAUCUGUUGCAGAAUUCGGCACUGGAUAUGGAUCUUACCAUGCAGACAUCCCUGAUCUGGGACCUUUUCAGAGGCGUUUCCGUGAUCCACAAUUCGGGGAUUAAAUACCACGGAUUGCUGAGUUCCUUCACAUGCUGUGUGGAUAAACACUUUACAUUGAAAAUUUGCGAACUGGCUUACGAGCGCUUCUCGAUGAACGAGGAAGGCACAAAGCCCAGCCAGGAAAUCUGGACAGCGCCAGAGUUAAUCAAAUCGGCAAAAACCGAUAUUUUCAGCAUUGCUGUCAUUAUGGUGGAGAUUUACACGCAGCACGAACGCGUGCGGAGCGAAGUACCCACUUCAAAGUCAAUCGCAGACACUAUGCAUUUGGUCAAAACGGGUCAGCGCGCCUCGACCAAAUUAAUCCCGAAGCAGCAGCACGAUGACCUUCUGGCAUCGUGCUGGGAGCUGGAGCCCGAAGCCCGUCCCACCAUCCAGAAAAUGGUGACAACCUACAGGAAGGUCGUGGGUGCUCCGCCCAGUAAUCUUGCUAAUGUCAUCCUGCACCGACUAGAGCGGUACAGCACCAAUCUGGAGAAUGCCGUUGCCGAAAGAAUAUUUGAUUUGCGACGGCAGCAAGCGAUUGUCGAUGAGCUUCUAUGUCAAGUCAUUCCUCAAGUCGUUGUACGGGAGCUACGCGCUGGUCGCCCCGUUUACCCCGAAACAUACGACUGCGUGACAAUCUGUUUCACAUCUUUUGACGGCUUUGCUCAACUAGUCCAGACAGCGCCUCCUGUUAGUGUUUUGGAGUUUCUCAACGAAAUGGUCACAACCUUUGAUAAGAGCCUGCAUUCCCUGGAUGUGUACCGGGUAGAGAUAACCGGGGAUUCUCACGUGCUGGCAAGCGGAGUGCCUUAUAGAAACGAUAACCGUCACGCUGGACAUAUUUGUGAUCUUGCCUGGACAUUACUGCAGUUUUACGCUGGAGAAGCAUCCCGAACCCAGAACGUUGUGAUGCGGGCAGGAGCCCACAGUGGUCCGGUUGUUAGUGCUAUUGUUGGAACCAAGCUUCCAAAAUAUUCAUUAGUUGGAGACACGAUUAAUACCGCAUCCCGCAUGAUGUCUUUCGGUGGUGCUUCCCGAUUGCACGUUUCGGCGGCAACGCAGGAGAUCCUGCAAGAGUCUUAUUCUACCGAAUAUAAUUUUGAAAAAAGAACCGUCGAUGUCAAGGGCAAAGGAAGCAUGGUGACCUAUUGGUUAACAAAAACCAAAUAAAGCUUGGCUGCGCCAAACUUUUGCAAGGUUGCAUUGGUCAGGAAUUUGCUGGGACCGAUAGCAACUACUGGAGCACUCGCUUCAACACUAAGAAUUGUUUUUAAUGUACUGCAUUUGCGGAUUUUGUUGGUUACAUCCAGAUAAUUUUUAUCUGAAAAGACAGUAUACCGGCAAAAUCAUUACGGUGGUGCAUGCGCUUUGAUGGUGGGACAGCAGUGUUCAUGCAAUAUACAUGUGCCUGUCGCAAUAAGAUGGAGUUCGAGGCGAUUGUUGCACAAAGGUGUACUUUCAAUGUGUAGUGUACCUCAAGUAAUGCAAUUUUUUAUUCGAAUAAUGUGGACGGUUACGGUU